AUGUUAUGCCAUGCGCACGACUCCAGUGAGCCCCAUUACCUAAUUGGGACCGCCAGACAAAAACUAUGAGCAUGGAGAAUUAUCAACAAGUGUACAGUACAUAGCCCAUAUAUACAAGUACUUUGUUGUUUUAGUUGUAUACAGUUCAAUUGACAGUAUAAUGGUAGAAGUAUCAUUAACCGUGGGUAAGUUGGACGCGUCGUUGGCGUUAUUAUUAACCAAAGAUCAUCAUUUAAUUGAAUUUCCAACGAUCUUAUUACCUAAUGGAGUUAAAGCCGGAAGUAUAGUAAAGAUUAAAUGUGAUCAAGAUUUAGAUACUGAAAGAGAAGAAUCAAUAAAAUUUCAAUCAAUUCAAGAUGAAAUUCUUUCUAAAUAUGGAUCUCAAUUACCAAAAGCUCCAGUAUUAAAAAUUAAAAAUGUUACUCAAACUUCUUGUGUACUUGAAUGGGAUACUUUAGAUUUAGGUACAGCAAGUUUAAAGAAUUUAAUAUUAUUUAAAGAUGAUAAAAAACUUGGAGCUAUACCUCAAGCAUUAUCUAAUAAAACUACUAAAUUAUCAGGUUUACCGAUAGAUAAAGCAUUUAAAUUUCAAUUAAGAUUAGAUACAACAGCUGGAACUUUUACUUCAAAUAUUAUAGAAGUUACAACUCAUAAAAUGACUGAUUUAUCAGGUAUUAGUGUUUGUUUAGGUGAUAUAUCUCCAAAUCAACAAUUUACAACUCAAGAUAUUGAAGAUACUUUAACAAAUAUUGGAGCUAAUCCAAUCCAUGAAAAAGUUAGAGUAGAAACAACUCAUUUCUUAUGUACUAAAGAAAAUAAACAAAAUCCAGAAUAUAUUAAAGCAAGUGAAAUGAAUAUUCCAAUAAUUAGACCAGAAUGGUUGAAAGCAUGUGAAAGAGAAAGACGUAUUGUUGGAGUAAGAGAUUUCUAUGUUAAAGAUUGUGUAUUACCCGAUAUAUUUGCAAAGAAUUAUUGGGGUAAGUCCGAUAGUGCUGUUGUAUCUCCACCUGAAGAAGAACCUCAAGAACAAACAACAGAAACUAAUAAUAGUGAAACUCAAGAAGACGUAAGUACUCCAGUGGUUGAAGCAUCUGAAGACUUAGAUGUACCAGAAAUAAGAGUUGAACCAAGUACUCCACUCCAAGAUAUUGCCAUUGAAGAAACUGUAGAAGUAGUUCCUACUGUAGUUGAUGACUUACCAAAAGUGAAAGAUAAUGAUGAGGUUAAAGAUGUAAGUGACGAAUCAGUUCCUAGUGUUCAAGAUGAGAUAAUCCCUCCUCCUGUCCCUGAAAAGGAUGUGGUUGAGCCAGUUGAACCAGCUCCUGAACCAGUUACAGAACCAGUUACAGAACCAGUUGAAGCAGUGGUUGAAGAACCAAAAGAAGAGCCAACUACAGAUGCAGUUGAAGAACCAGCUACUACACAAGAUGAACCACCACAAGUUCCCGAUAAAGAAGAAAUACAUGCAGAACCUGUCUUGGAAGAACCAACUGGUGAUCUUGCAGAAAAAGCUGACACCAAUAAUGACGAAGGAGAUGAAGACGAAGAAGCCGAAGUAGAAGGUGAAGAUGGUGAAGAAGAAGUAGAAGCAACACCCGAACCUGAAGGAACUGCUUCGACAUCAACUCCAUCAUCCAAAAAGUCUAAAAAGAAAAAGUCCAAGAAGAAAGGUAAGAAAUAAAUAAUUUAGAAAACCCUGUAAUUUCUCUACAAAAUGCAUUCUUGUGUACUUUAGUAUUUUAUCUUUAUUUUUAUUAAAAUAUAUAAACUGUU
Molecule: messenger RNA, 1773 nt
Organism: Scheffersomyces amazonensis
Lineage: Eukaryota; Fungi; Ascomycota; Pichiomycetes; Serinales; Debaryomycetaceae
Gene: CHS5
Product: Chs5p
Exons: 1
Coding region: 161-1681 (506 amino acids)
Biological process (GO): conjugation with cellular fusion; Golgi to plasma membrane transport
Cellular component (GO): trans-Golgi network; exomer complex
Molecular function (GO): protein dimerization activity
Source: RefSeq, a predicted model, not a curated record